Molecule: messenger RNA, 249 nt
Organism: Rhizopus microsporus ATCC 52813
Lineage: Eukaryota; Fungi; Mucoromycota; Mucoromycetes; Mucorales; Rhizopodaceae
Product: UPF0220-domain-containing protein
Exons: 3
Biological process (GO): late endosome to vacuole transport via multivesicular body sorting pathway; protein targeting to vacuole
Cellular component (GO): Vps55/Vps68 complex; fungal-type vacuole membrane
Source: RefSeq, a predicted model, not a curated record
UUUGCACUCGGCUGGUGGGUAUUUAUUGAUGGACUAACACUGUUAUGGAACUUGCCUGACAGAAAAGUAGCACCAGGCAUAGAAGACUGGAUACCUGGUAUAAUUGCAACAUUAGGAAUGAUCAUUGUAAAUUUGAUUGAUAAAGAAGCACUUCGAGGCGAUGGAUAUGAUGAACAUAUGGCUUGGAGAGCAAGAUUAUUUUUAUUCCUGGGAUUUGCAUUGAUGGCAGGUGGUAUAUCCGGUUCAGUG